UGCUACAUGCCAAAACUACAGCACUGAUUUCAGAAUGGCGACUGUCUUCGCGUAAAGUGAGCUCGUUUCUUAUUUGCUUGUGGCUUCGUGCAAUUGACGUGUGUACGCGGGAUCUCCUAUGCGACCGUGACACGGAGCUCACCGAGAAUGAUAAUUGACAAUCCGGAUCAGUUCAAGGCGUGGCUCACCGCUGUGCUGGAGCCGCUAUGUGAUGCGGAUCCUGCUGCACUGGCGAAGUAUGUCUACGCUUUGGUUAAAAAAGACAAAACUUUAGAAGAAUUACGCGGUGGCAUGGUUGAGCAAUUGGAUGUAUUUCUUCAACAAGAAACCAAAAACUUUGUGGAAUUGCUCUUUAAAACACUGGAGACUCAGGAAUAUAUACUUCCACCAUCUAAGAGUGAUCCAGAUGGUGGUGGAACUCCACCUGGAAUAAACCCACCAGCUCCAGUUGUAUCAUCAACAACAGAAAAAAUAAUGGAUACAACAAUUCCAUUAGUACCUAUGAUUACAAAUCCCCCAGCUUCACUUCAAAUUAAUGGAUCUACGCCUGCUGUAAUUAGUAAGCGCGAGACUAGAAAGUCUGAUUCCGAUAAGGACAAAGAAAAGGAAAAACGUUCUCGAAGCAGGAGUGGAAGAAUGAGAUCAAGAACACGAUCACGAUCACGAUCAUGGGAAAGGGAUAGACGUAGAUCUAGAAGUAGGGAACAUAUCCGGCGUGAUAGAGAAAGAGAUAGAAGUCGUCCAUGGCGAAACGAAUCUCCACCGAUCAGUACCAGACGACAUGAUCGCAGACGUACUAGAAGUCGUAGUACAUCACCCAUACGACCUAGGAUACGCGAUGGUCCAGAUAGUCGCGAUCAUCGAGCAAGGUUCAGAAACAGAUCUCCGACUCCACUUCGAUCCCGUUCGCGUUCAAGAUCAAUAGAGCGAAAGAAGAUUGAUCGCUUUGAGAGGAUAGAGAUAGAUAGAACGGAUCGAAUCGAGGGAAGUCCUGGUGAUGGUACACCGACCCAAGAUAGUAAUCAUGGAGAUGUAGACAUGAGACUGUCUACAACUAGUCAAUCAAUACAAAGUGUUGUAGCUGUUGCGAGUAGUAUUCCAAAUAAUCAGACAGGUUCUUUUCAACAACAAGCAAAAAGACGUUGCAGAGAUUUCGAUGAAAAAGGAUAUUGUAUGAGAGGUGACCUUUGUCCUUAUGAUCACGGUACAGACCCAGUUGUGUUAGAAGAUGUAACACUUACUCGUGUUUUGAGUUUUGGACCACAUAGCACUCAAGCUCCAGGAACAGUUCCAGUAGCCACGGUACCGGAACCUCCACAGGGUCCUAAUGGUAAUCCACCACCGCCACAUCUUCCCCUUUCCAGUUUACCACCCUCUCAGUUAAGAAACCAUCAUUCUAACAUGGAUGCUUUUACAGAAUAUAAUCCAGAUGCGCCUAGCAUGGAGCCACGAAUGUCAUGGGGUAGACAUCCACAACCCGCACCUGGAAUUUACGGCAGGGGACAAAGAGAACUGAUCAGUGUACCAGUUAUUCCCCAUACAAAUUCAUCAGAAAUAACUCAUACUCAAAGCAAUCCUUUAAAACGCAAACAAACAUUCGACUUUAAUCGACUGGGACCGAAACAGAGAAUGGUACAUAAUCCGGCUAAUUGUUCUCUUGAAUUGAAAAAAGUCCCACGAAGUUUAAACAAUAUAACUCAAUUGAAUAAUCAUUUUUCCAAAUUUGGUAAAAUUGUAAAUAUCCAAGUUAAUUUUGGUGGCGAUCCUGAAGCAGCGUUAGUUACCUUCCAGCUGCCAACCGAAGCAAAAUGUGCUUAUAGAAGCACAGAGGCUGUGUUGAAUAAUAGAUUUAUAAAAGUAUUUUGGCAUAAUAAUGUCAAUAAUAAUGCAGCUGGCGGAGCUAUCGAAAAUGUGCCACCAGGUAAGAUAGCACUUUUAUCAUCCACAAUAAAUAUUAUAAAAUUGCCGAACGUCAUUUAUAUAACGAAAUUAUUAUAUCUAGGUUGCCGUCCUUCUGUGAAAGAAAGGCUAGGCGCUGCGGUAACAUUACCUGCAAAAACUGAAGAUAAUGAAUACGUUCCUACGCGUCGUUCGACCGAGGAACAAAUCACACAAACUUUAGUUCCAACUUCACCUAAAGCUAUCGUUCCUAGUCGAGAAGACAAAGUUCUCGCGAUAAAAAAAACGCAAGAGAUAUUAGCGGCUAAAGAAACAUUGAAAAAGAAGCAAGAGGAAAAGCGUAAAGAAGCAUUAAAGUUAACAGCUGACUUGCGCAAGAGGAAACAAGAAUUAUUAGAUAAGCAUCUAAUCGAACUGCGCGCCCUGAUCGACAAGGCUGAAAAGAAUCCAGAACAAAAGGACUCGAUCAUGCCGACGAUAAAAACUAUGCAACAAUCAGUCGAUAAUUUACGCAAAGAUUUAGCCACGAACGGUCAAGUAGGCGGUAACAAGUCGCAGGUGAAGUCCAGAGAACAAGCGCAAAAGGAGAUACUAGAUGCCGAGUUAGAUUUAAUGACUGCACAACAAGAAGGCCAAGACGCAGGCGAAUUGCAGAAAAGAUUAAAUGAGCUUCGAGCCCAAGCAGCCGCGUUGGGCUUAAACACAAACCCUAGCGUGGGAAGAGGUACAAAGGCCAAUCGGAUCGCGCGUGGUACUCACUCGUUAUCUUAUAGAGGCCGUGGUAGGGGAAGUUUCACUCAUGUCUCGGUAGAUCAUCGGCCAACGAGUCUUCUAGUCUCCGGUUAUGAAACUGAAGAAAAAACAGAAGUUCUAGCGCAUUUUCAACAAUUUGGUGAAAUAAUGAAUCAAAUAGUAGACGACGCGACUCCUUCGAUCGUAAUUAAUUUCAAGUCAAGAAAAGAGGCUGAAGUGGCUCUGGUGAAAGGACGCACAUUUCAAGACAGACUGUUAUCAAUAACUUGGGUAUCUGGCCAUCAUUUGCAUCGGGGAGGAGCUGGUACUAACUCAAGCGCAUCUAUACAACUCUCGCGUUCUGAACAAAUUGCGCCUGUCACAGAUGAAGACAUUGAUUUAGAAGGCACGGAGGCGUUGCUUUUAGAGGAAAAUGAGGAGGAGGAAGACGAAGACGGAGAGCCACGCAGCUGGCGGCGAUAGCAGCAUCAGCGUCAGUGCCGUUUGUGACAGGAGCUUGAUGUCAAAUAUGACGACAGUGUGAUUCUCCGGGCCGAUCAUCGUAUGCGACCUGUUACUUACGCCUACUUCGCUGCACCGCCGAUUAAUACAUUCAUUGCCAUGAUUUUCACAAAGGAAUCGAAUUACAUCGUGCUCAUCAGCAUUAUCAUGUGUGUUACACUAUUUGUUAAUAUUAUUGAAUAUAAUAUACACAUGCGCAUCAGUGAUGGUACAAUGUACCAUAUUUAAGCAGCGCAUCAUGAAUAGAAAAAGAAAAGAAAUCAACACAUAAGUUUCCAAACAAAAAUAAUUAACCAAAAUUUAUCCUUAUUAUUUGUAGAAUAAAAUCGCUAUGUUUUGUAUGGGAAGAAACAAAAAAAAACACACCUGUCAUUCUGACAAGUCCUCUUCUUUUAUACGUAGAAUUUGAAUCGUUUUUCUAGCUCUUGUUGUUUUAAAGGCUCGUUAAUGCGGUAGACGGAUUUAGGAUAAGUAGGAGCUUGUAAUUUCGAGAAUUCUGAACUUUUUCAUUCGAAGAUGAGGAAACUAUAUUUGUAAUUUAUAUAAUACAAAUAGGUAUCUAUAUUGUAUGAUUCAAUCAUAAGUCGUAACAUUUCGCUCGACUGGCUGUUGACUUUUAUCUAUUGUAUCUAUUUAAAACGGUUCUUGUAAUAAUGAAACAAGUACAAUGUA
Messenger RNA from Pogonomyrmex barbatus (red harvester ant), 3825 nucleotides. It is a transcript of the gene swm, whose product is annotated as Zinc finger protein swm. The record is from RefSeq and is a predicted model, not a curated record. Gene Ontology annotation, molecular function: metal ion binding; RNA binding. Lineage: Eukaryota; Metazoa; Arthropoda; Insecta; Hymenoptera; Formicidae. Gene Ontology annotation, cellular component: nucleus.